CUUUGCAUUCACGUUGCUUCCACCUGUACACACCCUCCUUUCUUGGAACGCAUACGCGACACUUUUUUCCUGACGCUUCAAGUCUUCCUUUGUUUCUAGCUGCUGCUUGCUUGACAACUUGCACUUUGCCAACUCGCCAGUGUAACUUUUACUUGCUACCACAACAAGCACUUCUUCAAUACGCCACGAAACGUCACGACUCAACACGACACCAUGGCUCGCUUCUUCGCUCUUCUCAUUGCUGCCGCCGGCCUCCUCAUACAGAACGGCUCGGCCCUGCCGGCUCCCCUUGUGCCUUACCCGUUGCCAAACGGCACUGUCCCGCACCCUAUGCCUACUGCCACUGGCGGCGUGGUGCUUCCCACCGAUGGUAUUCACUUCCCGGUCAUCCCACCGCCUGGUGCCCCCAAAGAGCGGUCUCUGCGAACUCCCAACCUCAACUUCCCAAAGCCGGCGAAUGGAAACUCAUUCUCGAAACCACCUCCAGAACGCUUUUCUGAGCGCAUCUCGGCCGCCGGUUGUCGAAGUCUUCGGAUGCAUAACUUCCCAUUCGAUCACAACCGCAUGAACGAGAUUCAUGCUCCACUUAUCAAAUUCAUCAUCGUUCUCCUCAAGCCAGCUCGUUCGGCUGAGAUUUCCGAGAGCAACCUCAUUUAG
This is a messenger RNA of Microdochium trichocladiopsis, 657 nucleotides long. RefSeq lists its product as uncharacterized. NCBI's taxonomy places the organism in Eukaryota, Fungi, Ascomycota, Sordariomycetes, Xylariales, Microdochiaceae. The record is from RefSeq and is a predicted model, not a curated record. The annotation marks the transcript as partial. The transcript is spliced from 2 exons.